CAAACCCCAACUCUCGAGCGUCCGAGAAUAGCCCCAUCUCGCGCCACUCGUCUGUCCCGCCAAAGCAUUCGCGAACUAAAAGCCGACCGCCAAGCCGCCCAGACACCGACGCUGCGACGCUUGGACGCGUCGCGAUCGGCGACCGCCGCUGUCUGCUCAGUGGACCUGCGAUCUGAUUGUUCCAGAUUCCCAGCCCCUUCCGGCCCUUCGACCGUCUUGCCUUCAAAUACCUUCAAUGCUUCGUGCUGGCUGCCGUUCCUGUGUGUUACAGAGUGCUGCUGAGAGAUUUGACGGUUAUGAUUGGAUAAGUUGCCUUCCUGAUGACGUUCUCGUUGUGAUAUUGUCUUCCCUUCCUCUGAAGGAAUCUGGGCGCACGAGUGUUCUUUCAUCUCGUUGGAAGAACUUGUGGAAACAAACCUCGUGCCUCAAUUUUGAUGCCAGCAGUGCAUUGGACAAGAUUGCUCGAGAUAACAAGCUAUGCAGUGAGGAAAGGCGCAAGUAUGUAAGAUGGGUGAACUCAGUCCUGAAAUCUACACCACACAAAGGGUCGCUCACCUUAGAACACUUCAGGAUCUGUUUUGAUGUAGGAAAAGGAUCCUUUGAGACCAUUACGAAGUGGCUUAAGUUUGCUUUUAAGAGACAGGUUGAGCGGUUGGAGUUGAACCUUCUGAAAUACGGCGAUUAUCAAUCACUGGAACAGUAUGUCUUCCCUGAAUACAUCUUGUUCCAAAACAGCAUUACAUCCCUCACCAAACUACUACACUUUUCAACUUCAAUUCCCUGAAAGCGCUGUGUUUGAAGAAUGUUUAGAUCAGUAAUGAAGCUAUUGAAUUUUUCUUGCGCAACUGCACAUCAUUGGAGCAAUUAGAUUUUCAAGACAUAGAUCAAUUAUCAAAUCUUGAAGUUUGUGGUCCAUCUCUCAUGUUAAAAAGCCUGUAUGCAAGGUAUUGCUUUGGUUUGGUAUCCGUUAAGGUAUCCGCACCAAAAAUUACUUCACUUGCUAUUUGCACAACAAAAGGACUCGUGCUUGAGAAUGUUCCAAUGCUGGCCGAUUUAGAUAUUACCUGUGAGAAAGCUCACAUCCCAUUGUUAGUUCCUGCACUAUCUUGCUGCUUUUCCCAAUUGAAUAUUCUUACGUUGCGGCUGCCGGGGUAUAAGGAUCAUGAUAUUGUGAGGUUUAACUUCCCUGAGAUGCUUGAGUUGAAGAAGCUGGUUGUAGAUUUUACCGCAUCACAUGAUGGAAGUAUUCUUGGGCUAAUGACAUUCAUUAGGAUAUCUCCCAACCUAGAAGAGUUUGUGUUAAUGAUUAACUAUGGUGGGAAAAUGGCAUGGGCUAGCAGAGAAGUGAACAAGGGGACGCCAUUUCCACACCAACACCUUAAGGUAUUCCAGUACUUAGGCUAUUACGGGCGCUGCAGUGAUAUGGAAGUAGUGAUGUUCAUUUUGGAAAACUGUGUUGGGCUUCAACAAAUCAUCAUUGAUCCAGCCAUGCCGCUAGAAUGGUUGCAUACACCGCUAGAUCCCGAUGAGUUGGAACAGGAAGAAGUUUGCAGAAGUUAUGCCAAGCAACAGCUCGAACCAAUAAUCCCUCCCCACAUUACAUUUGCUAUCCGAUAGAUUCUUUUUAUUUUUUAAAAUUAUAAUGCUGCUGCUAAAUUUUCAAUUUAAUUACCUACAUUGAUUUGUAAUUUAAUAUUUAUUAAUAAAUGUCGAUAUGUUU
This is a messenger RNA of Cuscuta europaea, 1720 nucleotides long. The record is from the annotation of a GenBank genome assembly. NCBI's taxonomy places the organism in Eukaryota, Viridiplantae, Streptophyta, Magnoliopsida, Solanales, Convolvulaceae.